Molecule: messenger RNA, 4900 nt
Organism: Bubalus bubalis (water buffalo)
Lineage: Eukaryota; Metazoa; Chordata; Mammalia; Artiodactyla; Bovidae
Gene: PTGFR
Product: prostaglandin F receptor
Exons: 3
Coding region: 212-1300 (362 amino acids)
Biological process (GO): adenylate cyclase-activating G protein-coupled receptor signaling pathway; positive regulation of cytosolic calcium ion concentration; inflammatory response
Cellular component (GO): plasma membrane
Molecular function (GO): prostaglandin F receptor activity
Source: RefSeq, a predicted model, not a curated record
CCCCACUCUCGGACGCCCGGGGCGGCAGCAGGCAGCCGCACCCGAGGGCACCUGAGCCUGCGCUGGCCAACAAGUUUGGAACAGAUGCCCCCAGCUGGGGAUACAGCCUCAGAGGAAAGACCGACCCGUCCGGAUUCUGAGAUCUCUGGACUGCAAGCCUAAACUCUUGAGAGGGAGAUGACUUGAGUGGCCAGCUCUUAUCUCCAUAACAAUGUCCACGAACAGUUCUAUACAGCCAGUGUCUCCUGCAUCUGAGCUCCUUUCAAAUACAACUUGCCAACUGGAAGAAGACCUUUCAAUAUCUUUUUCAAUAAUCUUCAUGACAGUGGGAAUCUUAUCGAACAGCCUUGCCAUUGCUAUUCUCAUGAAGGCAUACCAGAGAUUUAGACAGAAGUACAAGUCAUCGUUUUUGCUUUUGGCUAGUGCUCUAGUAAUCACAGAUUUCUUUGGGCACCUCAUCAAUGGAACUAUAGCGGUCUUUGUGUAUGCUUCUGAUAAAGACUGGAUCUACUUUGACAAGUCAAAUAUCCUUUGCAGUAUUUUUGGUAUCUGCAUGGUGUUCUCUGGUCUGUGCCCACUUUUUCUAGGCAGUUUGAUGGCCAUUGAGCGAUGCAUUGGAGUCACCAAACCAAUAUUUCACUCGACAAAAAUUACAACCAAGCAUGUUAAAAUGAUGUUGAGUGGGGUGUGCUUUUUUGCUGUUUUUGUAGCUUUGCUGCCCAUCCUUGGGCAUCGUGACUAUAAAAUUCAAGCUUCAAGGACCUGGUGUUUCUACAAAACAGAUCAAAUCAAAGACUGGGAAGAUAGGUUUUAUCUUUUACUUUUUGCUUUUCUGGGGCUCCUAGCCCUGGGUAUUUCAUUUGUUUGCAAUGCCAUCACAGGAAUUUCACUUUUGAAAGUUAAAUUUAAAAGUCAGCAGCACAGACAAGGCAGGUCUCAUCACUUUGAAAUGGUCAUCCAGCUUCUGGGUAUAAUGUGUGUUUCCUGCAUUUGUUGGAGUCCAUUUCUGGUGACAAUGGCCAGCAUUGGAAUGAAUAUACAAGAUUUUAAGGAUUCCUGUGAAAGAACCCUUUUUACUCUUCGAAUGGCAACAUGGAAUCAAAUCUUAGAUCCUUGGGUAUAUAUUCUUCUACGGAAGGCUGUCCUUAGGAAUCUCUAUGUGUGUACCAGACGCUGUUGUGGAGUACAUGUCAUCAGCUUACAUGUUUGGGAGCUUAGCUCCAUUAAAAAUUCCUUAAAGGUUGCUGCUAUUUCUGAUUUACCAGUUACAGAGAAAGUAACUCAGCAAACAAGCGCCUAGUUGAAUAGGAUGGUAAAUCAGUGUAGGUCUAGGACCAAAUUUAAAAAAAAGUGUUGGUAAUACUUCAGUUAAUUGUAUAAAUAGAGGAAGUCUAACUGGAAAAAUCAGCCCUCACCCAGAUAGUAUGGGGGCACUUUUGUCAGGCUUGGCUUUUAAAUUUGUUAAAUUAGCUGUAUAAUUACAUAUUUUAAUACGCUUUUGUCAACUGGAGGUAAAUGUGAUAAAAUAAUGCCAUAGGAGUCAAACGAAAGCAAUUUGGGCCUUAUCUGUGCUAUUGAUGGUUUUGAAAUGAGUGACUCUCUUGAAGCCUGAAGCGUGUAUUUGGUCUACUACCUGAACAGUGAAAUGGCCAUUUAGGGGGUCACUGCUCUAUGUAGACGAGGCACAGUGAAAUGGGGCACCCUUUUUUGAUCUGGUCUGUUUUACUCCUCAUUACAUAGCCUCAGUUAAUACAUGCGUUGUCAUGUCACAGGGGAUUGAUUGUGGCUUCUUAUAAUGACUUCCACAUUCGUGGUUGGCUGUCAGGUUGCCUGGUCUUGUGAGCCUGUUUAGAAUGAACCUUUCUUUGUCAUAUUUGACAGAUACAACUGCUUGCAUUUAUUGAUAUGAAGGUCAGUUUUUGUUUGAAGAUAUUCUUGUUAAGUCAUAGAUUUGCACAGUUUUCAAGUAAUCCCCAUUUCCUCUGAAGAUGCUUAUGUAUAGUCAAUAGUUUGUAGAGAAACAAAGUCUGUGUGAGCAGGUGUAGAGGUGACUUGCACUGUAGCAGUUCCUAAGGAACUCAGCCAUGGAUAAUGCAAACAAGCAGAAGUUAAACCCCAAGUGAUGGGUGCAAAGAACAUCGGUAAAGGUGCCUUACCUGAGAACCAUUGACACAGUGUCAUUUCUGUGUCAGGGAACAAAAGAAACACAGCCUCUAAAGAAAAAUAUUCAGAGACCAUCUGCAGCUAGUGUGUGUCUUUUCACUUAUACACACACACAUACUCUCACACACACCAAGGACAUCAGAAAUUUCAGUUGCAAGGAAUUCUUUAAAUCUGUAAGAUGGCAUCUUCCAAAGCCUGUAACUACCAGUGUCAAGGGGAACUUUGGCAAUUAGCCAGGCAUUUUGAGACCCUUAUAAUGAUUAACCAAAAGAGAAAAAUCUCUCUCCAAAUUUCCUAAUAAUACUUUAAAUUUUUUCUUUGCUUGUUUGUGUAAUUGAACUCAAAGAAUUUUAGUAAUCAUUCAAAAUGUCCUGAGUCUGUCAGAGCAGAGGGUAGCUAGUUCUGCUUUAUAUUCAGGAAAUGCAUUUCUAUAAAAAACUCAUUUUUUUAUUAGUUGGGGUAUGUUUUAAUAUUACUCUUCCUUGUGAAACUGACUAGAUUCUUUAGGAAAUCUGUAUAGAUCAAUUAGACUUAAAUUACUAUUUUUACAAAUUUUUGCUUUUGACUGGUAAUUUAAAAGUUCUUGUUCUUGUUUACUUUGGUGAAUGUUGGUAAAUUCUAAUGAAUACAUUAAAAGAAUGUAUGCUUAAUGUAAUGAAUACACUGGAAGAAUGUUUGCUCAAGCAAACAGCCUCAGUGAAGAUUUAAAGACAACUGUUUUGUUCCCCAAUGAAUUUAAAGUAGGGCAAGAUGCAUAUACGCACUGGUGCAUAUGAUAUUCUUAGUUUAUGACCAGUAAAUGAUGAAUCACACCAAGUUAGGUCAUUCACAUAUACAGAGCACAUAGUAGAUGCUUGAUACUUGCCAAAUUGAACUACUGGAAAGGAUAUCUUGGUGCAAAUGAGCAUGGAAGUGCAAAGGUUUUGUAUACUUUUAGUUUAAGCUGACAACUACAUGUUGCUUAUUUUAAGAUCUAUCUAUCUAUCUCCAGUGUAUAUACUUUUUAAAAAGCCAUUGCAAUUUGUGAUUGCUGUUAUAUUACAUAAAUGUUUUCACAUGUUUUAAGAGCACUUAAAGACUAAAAGAAUUUAUAGAUGGUUUAGAGGAGAUAUGUAUUUCCUAGAGUUCCUUGAGAGAGUGUUGGUGUUCUGUGAGCUGAAGUAGAAGGAAGCAAAGUUCCAUCCUUUCUCCUCAGGCUGGUUGGGAUGCUGCAGUGAAUAGUGCCCAUAGAGCCUGAUCUAGGAGAUCUGUGGAGAAGAAAACCUCAGUUUUAGGCCUUUUCUUCUUGAGAAGACAAAUGACAGAGUUGUUUCUCUUGCCAUGAUAUCGCUCUGGCCAUGCGUGUCUGUGUUGAGGAGAUAUUGUGACAUGGCCGUGUAUGGGAGUGCAUGAGCUUAGUGUGCAAGAUUUUGGGGAGUGACAGGGCAGUCAUUCUCUGCACAUCCUGGAAGGGUUAUCUCUAUUAUCUGAGCUUAGGUUUAGAGCAACUAAAUCGGUUUCAUGAUGCUGUUAAACUCAAGAAAUAAACACCAAAAAUUGGGGGAAAAAAAUAGUCAAAGAAUAUGUGUGCUUACAUUGUGUUAGGCUUUUUUGUCCACAGAAAAUGAAAUGAAAUGAGCACAACAAUAUGCAUAUCUGACUUCAGAAUUUUAUUUCUGUUAUUAUAUGUAUUUCCAUGUGGUUUGACAAUUUAUUAUAUAAUGAAUAAUAAAGUAGAGCAUCUGCCAAUAACUUUCAUGUAUUUGUUCAAAGGGGAAGGAUAUUUGUUCAAAUGACUGGAAAUAGUGUUCAGCAAGCUUACCACUUUUAAAGUGUUACAGUCUACUUUAAAAUUUAUCGUUAGACCAUCAGAGUAACUGAAUUUCCCUUCUCAUUGGAUAAAAUAGUAUCCAAGCAACUUCAUAUACAAUUUGAUUACAUUAUUUCUAGGGGAUUAUAUUUUAUAGGCAGAUUACUUGAAAAUAGCAGGCUUUUUCUAAUGUUAGUGAACUUUAAAAAAAUGAGACUAAAAAACCCCAGCAGAUGUGUUUAGGGGUACAGAGAGAUAGUGCUGUUCCAUAAUUAGCUUUAAGUAUAUCCUAAAAUAUCAGACUUUUUACUGAUGGGUUUAACUGGGUGAUAGAAAUAUGUUCUUUAAACAUUUUUUUUUAAUAAAAGCAGAAAGUUGCUUCCAAUUAUCUGUUGUUGCUGAAGUGAAAAAUACUAAGUUAACACACACACAUACAUAUACAUAGAUAUAUCUGUCUUAUAAAACAAAUGAUCUUGUUUGAUCAUUUUCAGUAUGAAAAUGAUAAACCUGCUUUAGUUUUGUGCCUAAUCUGAGUUCAGAGUCCCAGUAAGAUCAUUUAGUAAAUGAAGUGAACUUUUUGUGAAACUUAGUGCAAGCUUCACAUAUAUAUAUAUUAUCAUUAUUGCUCAAGACUAAUUGUCUAAGGUGAGACUAUAAAGGAUGGGAGUGUAUAUUUUUCUGCUUCACUGGGGGUCAGACUAUUCUCCUGCCUGGUAAAUAAUAUUGUUGGACUUCAACUUGUCAUUGACAUAUUUUAACAGUUGAUGAAAUGUGUUAUGUGAAUAAAUGUAUUUUAUGCUCUUCAUACUUGCUGAGUUGUAUAAGAGAGUAAAUAGUGAUAUGUAUAUUUUGUGUCUUCCAUCAGCAUGUAACUCAUGUCAUUUUAGUGCUUUGACUAGUUUAAAACUUCAAACAAAUGAUUUCUAAAAAAUAAACUUUUGGUGUUUA